CCCUUCCUCGGGCUGUGAAAAAGACGCACGCGGCACGCGGCACGCGGCACGCACACACUGCCGGCGCACUCACUGGCGGGGCCGAGACGUCCCCCACUCCACUCCUCCCUGCCUCCCCACUCCACUCCAUCUCGUGGUCGAGCUUCCCCUCCAGCACCCGCGGCGGCGGCGGCGGCGGCGAGCUGAGGAAGGGGGCGCUGCUUGCUGGGGCUGGGAGCAUGGCCGGGGCGCUGCUCUUCAUCCUCCUCCUCUUCUGCCCCUUUGCGGAGGAGACGGCGGCUGCUGCAGAUAAACGUGUCGUCCAUGAUGACUUGAACCCCAUCACAACAGUCCCCUCCACGAACCCAACGCCCACGAUUAUCACCGUGCCUUCCACAAAUCCUACCAUUACCAUCCCUUCCUUGAACCCUUUGCCCACACCCAUCACCGACACCCCUCCUUCCACAGCGCCGCCAGCCCCAAUCAUAUAUCCACUGCCAACGCCUUCAACCUCCUCCCCACCGACUGUGCCGGUCACCAAUCCUGCUGUAACCACACCAUCCACUUUCCCUCCGUCAGCACCCUUCACCAACCCACCAGCGUCAAACCCAACACCUACACCUCCUCCUGCUCAAAUAAUCACAGCUCCAGCUGUUUCUAGUCAGCAGGUCUGGUGUGUGGUUAAAGCUGCUGGCUCAAGCGAAGCUGCACUCCAGAACGCGCUCGACUACGCUUGCGGCAUUGGGGGAGCAGAUUGCUCAGCGAUUCAGCCAUCGGGAAGCUGCUACUAUCCAAAUACUCUCCAGGCCCAUGCAUCCUAUGCUUUCAACACCUAUUACCAGAGGAACCCUGCACCGUCGAGCUGUGACUUUGGGGGAACGGCAAUGCUUGUCACUGCUAAUCCAAGCUCAGGGAGCUGUGUCUUCGCAUCGUCAUCAAGCUCUACUGUUGGAUACAAUCCUGCCUCCACUGCUACUCCGUUGGCAUCAUCGUCUGGUUCUGAUUCUGGAUCACCAGUUCUGAAUGCUAGUGGGGCAGGCUCUUCAGAACCAUCAGAGUUUAGCCCAGACAUCCCAGGAGCAGUUGACAUGGAUAACGCUUGGAGGUCAAUUAACCCGCCCCACUGGGCCUGGGCGGCCAUGGUCUGGAUUCUGCAUUUUGUGUGCAUAUAGAAGGAAUGGUUUGAAAACACGCAGGAGCAAAAAGCUAGAGCACUAGGAAGGUAGAGAUUUAGAGAAUCAGGUGGUCGGGCCUUAGCUUGACUAAGUCUGUGAAUGUAUGAAGUAUGUUGAUUGAUAAUUAGGGCAGUUGUAUGGUACUCCAGUUAGUAGUAGGAACUAGGAACUAAGUAGUUCUGAUGGAUGCAAUCAUCCUGACUGUUCACUCAUUAGAGUAUAUGUAGCUGCUGCAUGCCUCCUUUUGAUCUGAGAAACGUCCUAUGUAUGACUGAGCUGAACAACUAGUGGAAUACAUGGUCGUUUUGUUUUA
Panicum virgatum (switchgrass) is the source of this 1467-nucleotide messenger RNA. Its product is annotated as glucan endo-1,3-beta-glucosidase 12-like. Bases 219 to 1151 code for a protein of 310 amino acids. The record is from RefSeq and is a predicted model, not a curated record. Lineage: Eukaryota; Viridiplantae; Streptophyta; Magnoliopsida; Poales; Poaceae. The transcript has 4 exons.